CUCUCAUAUUAUUACUCUGUAAUAAACUCAAAGUCGCUUCUUAUACUCAGAGAAACAGAAUAAAAGGUGUCGACUUUAGUAUCAUCUCUCAGGCCAAAAUUGCUCGAUUCCUCGGGCUCCGGCUGGUUUGAAUCUUAGAGGAAUCAAUCUUAGAGGAAGCUCUGUUUUUGUUUCCGGAUCACACAAAAAAAUGGCGGAAAGGGUGGAAACAUCUGUUCCAGAAGGUGAAAACACGAUAGAAGAAAGAGAGGUAGGAGCUAUGUGGGAGCUAGAGCAGAAGCUUGAUCAACCCAUGGAUGAAGAAGCUACUAAGCUCAACACCUACAGAGAAAAUACGGGCUAUUCGAUGUUAAUGAUACUGAGACUAUCAUUCCAAAGUCUAGGCAUAGUGUACGGAGAUUUAGGGACGUCACCACUGUAUGUGUUCUACAACACAUUCCCUGAUGGGAUUGAAGAUAGUGAAGAUGUUAUCGGAGCUCUUUCUUUGAUCAUUUACUCUCUUUUCCUUAUACCUCUCAUCAAGUACGUCUUCAUCGUCUGCAAAGCUAAUGACAAUGGUCAAGGUGGGACAUUAGCUAUAUACUCGUUGCUUUGUAGACAUGCUAAAGUGAGUCUAAUCCCAAAUCACCAACGCAGCGAUGAGAAUCUCACCACUUACAGUCGGACUCUACUCCCUGAAGGGUCUUUCUCUGCUAAAACAAAGAAGUGGUUGGAAGGCAAACAUUGGAGGAAGAGAGCUCUUCUCGUCAUUGUCCUCCUCGGUACUUGUAUGACCAUUGGUGACGGUAUCUUAACCCCAGCCAUCUCCGUUCUUUCAGCUACUGGUGGGAUCAAAGUCAACAAUCCAAAGAUGAGCGGCGACGUCGUUGUGAUUGUGUCUAUAGUCAUCUUAAUAGGCCUAUUCAGCAUGCAACACUACGGUACAGACAAAGUAGGAUGGCUCUUUGCACCCAUAGUCCUCGUCUGGUUCCUCUUCAUCGGAGCCACAGGUAUAUACAACAUCUUCAAACACGACACUAGCGUUUUAAAAGCGUUUUCGCCGACGUACAUCUACCUCUACUUCAAAAGACGAGGAAGAGACGGUUGGAUCUCUCUCGGCGGCAUUCUCCUCAGCAUCACAGGCACAGAGGCGCUAUACGCAGACAUCGCUUACUUCCCUUUACUAGCGAUACAGCUCGCCUUCACGUUCUUCGUCUUCCCUUGUCUUCUUCUAGCUUACUGUGGACAAGCUGCGUAUCUCGUCAACAACAAAGAUCAUUACCAAGAUGCUUUCUAUGCAUCUAUCCCUGAGAGUGUGUAUUGGCCUAUGUUUAUAGCGGCGACUUUAGCUGCGAUCGUUGGGAGCCAAGCUACGAUCUCGGGGACUUACUCUAUAGUCAAGCAAGCCGUGUCUCAUGGCUGUUUCCCUCGUGUUAAGAUCGUUCACACUUCCAAAAAGUUCUUUGGUCAGAUAUAUUGCCCUGAUAUUAACUGGAUGCUCAUGAUCGGCUGCAUCGCCGUCACCGCUAGUUUCAAGAACCAGAGCCAAAUCGGAAAUGCAUACGGAACUGCUGUUGUGCUGGUGAUGCUUAUGACCACGUUGCUGAUGGUUCUGACCAUGCUGCUCGUGUGGAGGUGUCACUGGAGCCUUGUCCUUGUAUUCGCCGUCCUCUCGCUAUUCGUGGAGCUUUCCUACUUCUCUGCGGUGAUCUUUAAGUUUAUCGAAGGAGGAUGGGUUCCGCUCAUCAUAGCAGCCAUCUCUCUUCUCGUGAUGUCGGUUUGGCACUACGCGACGGUCAAGAAGUACGAGUUUGAAGUUCACAGUAAAGUCUCCAUGAGUUGGAUACUCGGUCUUGGUCCUAGCCUCGGUCUUGUUCGUGUCCCCGGGAUAGGGUUGGUCUACACGGAGUUAGCGAGGGGUGUCCCUCACAUCUUCUCUCAUUUCAUCACUAACUUGCCUGCGAUUCACUCGGUUGUGGUCUUUGUCUGCGUCAAGUACCUUCCGGUUUACACCGUCCCCGAAGAGGAGAGGUUUAUUGUCAAGAGAAUCGGACCAAAGACAUUCAGAAUGUUCCGCUGCGUAGCUAGGUAUGGUUACAAAGAUCUGCACAGGAAAGACGACGAUUUCGAAACCAAACUGUUCAAUAAACUCAUAUCGUUCAUCCAUAUCGAAACAAUGAUGGAGCCAGGAGCUAACUCAAGCACCUACAGCAGCGCAUACUCGGUCAACCAGACACUAGACCCCAGAGAUGGAUUGGUACAUGACACCAACAACAACCACAACCACAAUAUCAACAACAACAAUGAAAACAACAACAUGGAUAUGUUCUCAUCGGUGGUGGACCACACUGUAUCGACUUUAGACACCAUAGUUCCCAUUGGUUCUAACAGGACGAGUUUCAGACAAAGCUACACUAUCGAGGAAGAAGAGGAGGAUGAGUUGGAGUUUUUGAGGACAUGUAAAGAGUCAGGGGUUGUUCAUAUCAUGGGAAACACUGUGGUGAAAGCAAGGAGUGGAGCAGGGCUUCCCAAAAAGAUUGCGAUUGAUUAUGUUUAUGCGUUUCUUGCUAAGAUUUGUAGGGAGAAUAGUGUUAUCUUACAUGUUCCUCAUGAAACCCUUUUGAACGUUGGACAAGUCUUUUAUGUUUAGUUUUGUUUUUUUUUUCUCUCUUUUUUUUUGUAAGACAGAUUUGCAGAUAAAAUGGAAUCAAAGGAUACCAAUUUUUCGUA
Molecule: messenger RNA, 2709 nt
Organism: Raphanus sativus (radish)
Lineage: Eukaryota; Viridiplantae; Streptophyta; Magnoliopsida; Brassicales; Brassicaceae
Product: potassium transporter 9
Exons: 8
Coding region: 191-2629 (812 amino acids)
Biological process (GO): potassium ion transmembrane transport
Cellular component (GO): membrane
Molecular function (GO): potassium ion transmembrane transporter activity
Source: RefSeq, a predicted model, not a curated record